Molecule: messenger RNA, 867 nt
Organism: Iphiclides podalirius (scarce swallowtail)
Lineage: Eukaryota; Metazoa; Arthropoda; Insecta; Lepidoptera; Papilionidae
Source: the annotation of a GenBank genome assembly
AUGGAGCGGUCGGACUCUUUCAAAAAGCGUUACUGGUCCUGCGCAGCUGGGCGCGCCGCGUGGCAGGAGGCGGCGGCGGUGUCGGUGGGCGGCGGCGCCGGUGGUGCGGGGGGCGCGGCGCGCAGGUGCUCCGUGCUCGGGGACCACCCGGGCGCCAGGCGGGACCCGCGCGCCAAGUGGCACCGCAACAACCGGGUACGGGACGCGUCAUACGGCUCCUCGUCGGAAUCGGACGGGGAGGCGGAGGGGGCCAGUGGCGAGCCGUGGGGCGUGGCGAAGCUGCUGUACGCAGGCCUAGCAACUCUGGCCGUGGGCCUCGUCGUGUACUUCGUGGGAACCGGCGACAAGGGUUUCAAAACACCGGCGCUUCGCCUAGUGGGCCCAUCGCUCAUCGUGGCUGGGCUCGCCUGUUGUCUGCUGCGUAUCCUGUUUUGCAUAUUCGCGAAGCCCUGCUGCCGUCGACGCGCCAACUACAAGGAGAACAGAAGACUGUCGGGAGGGGGGGAGGGGGAGGAGAUGCCUCUGGCGGGGGGCUGCCCAGGGGCCCCGCGUGCGGGUCCCGCCCAGUGCUCGCCAGCCAGGCGGCUGGACGCCUCCUCGUGCGAUGUAUCCAGCUUAUCCAGUGGGGAGGAGGACGAGAGGCUGCGGAGGUACCGCACCGCCUCGUCGCAGCCGCAAGCUGUUAUCGUACAGCAGGCGACCCAUUCGAAAACGCUGAAGCCGCCCGUGAGCAGCGGCGGCCCUGGCUCCCCUGGCGCCGUGGCCAGCACCUCCAACCCUGGCGGCCGCCGCCCACCGCCCCGGAACGUAUCCUUCGCGGGCGGCCCCGACGGCGAGCUCGUCCUCAGCCCCGCGCAGCUGCGCUCA